GCGGCUCCUCCCUGGGAGGCGGCAGUUCACCCCUUCAACCUCGCUUACACUUCUUCAAUACUGCUCGCUAUGCCUCUGGCAUUUGGGGGAGCUCUUCAGUCCCUUAACGGGAGCACGGCGGCUGACGCGCUGAGACCUGAGGAGGCGUGGCUCCGCACCGGGAAAACCUCCGGUUGCCCGGGGAACGCCGCGCACCACGGCGCCUGACCCGUCACUGAUGCUUGGGCUGAGCCAGAGGCUACCCCUUCACCCAACUUGCGGAGGCGGCUUUGCUCAGGCCCAGGAAUCCUUCCUGUGGAGGCCUAGAGAGGAAGGCUGAGGGACGCCCGGACCAUAUUCCCAUUGCAGAGAGGGAUACGAGCGAGUGUGUCCAUUCCUGUUCUUCAGCAGCUCCCGGGCCCGCAGGACUAAUCUCAAAGACCAGGCUAACUUAAAGUAGAUUCUACAGAUGUCUAUCCCUAAGCUGAGAUUUAAAGGAAUGGGUUGAGUGAGAUUUGAAUCUCCAACACAAGGAGAGAAGUCAAUUCAAGCGGCACAAAUGGAGUACCUGAAGUCAAACCCAUCCCUUGGCUGGUUUGUAAAUACUUGACUCACAUUAUGGGAUUGCUAGACAGACUUUCAGGCUUGCUUGGCCUGAGGAAGAAGGAGGUUCAUGUUUUGUGCCUUGGGCUGGAUAAUAGUGGCAAAACAACAAUCAUUAAUAAACUUAAACCUUCAAAUGCUCAAUCUCAAGAUAUAGUUCCAACAAUAGGAUUCAGCAUAGAGAAAUUCAAAUCGUCCAGUUUGUCUUUUACAGUGUUUGAUAUGUCAGGUCAAGGAAGAUACAGAAAUCUCUGGGAACACUAUUAUAAAGAAGGACAAGCCAUUAUUUUUGUCAUUGAUAGUAGUGAUAGAUUAAGAAUGGUUGUGGCCAAAGAAGAACUUGAUACUCUUCUGAAUCAUCCAGAUAUUAAGCACCGCCGAAUACCAAUUUUAUUCUUUGCGAACAAAAUGGAUCUUAGAGAUGCAGUGACAUCUGUAAAAGUGUCUCAAUUGCUGUGUUUAGAGAACAUCAAAGAUAAACCAUGGCAUAUUUGUGCUAGUGAUGCCAUAAAAGGAGAAGGAUUACAAGAAGGUGUAGACUGGCUUCAAGAUCAGAUCCAGGCUGUGAAGACAUGAAAAGAUAGUAUUCGGAAACCUCAACAAUUUUCAAUUCAAGGAAUAUAUAUUAAGGCAAACUGAAUACUUUAAAUUUUUUGAAAGUUUUUACAUCUAAGAAUACUUGAUAAUCUUCUGCUUAUAUUUAUGGACUCUGAAUGAGGUUUUUAAGAACAUAAGACUUCAGGUAUGCUAAUCUGGCCAUUAAUUAUAUAAAAACUAAAUGUUUCCUGAAGGGCUCCCUCCCCAGAAUUAUCAACUUCUUGAAAGGUCUACAUUUGAUUGUAAUUAGAAUGUGUAAAGUCAGAGUUAUCUCAGUAUCUCAUCUUGAUUUAUGAUAUCUUUAAUGCAUUUUAUUUUUUUAAUUGUCUUCUAAAAACUUAGCUUAUGAUAUAACUUUGUAGUAAGAUUAUGCUUGUGAAAAAGAACUUUUAAAUAUUUAUAAGGGACCAUGGGUAAUUAAUAUAUAUUGAAGUUUUGCUAUAUGUCACCAUCAAUAAAACAUAAAAUGUAAUAUACAAACUAGUGUGCUUUAUAUGCUGAAAAGAAUAAUGCUGUGUUAAUAUGGUGUUUGGUAUUUUACUGUCAAACAUUUGUAAAUUACCUGAGUCCAAGUUAAGCUGAAUUUAUUUAUUCAGUGAAUAAAACACUGAAUAAAUAAAUGAAACAUCUCUGUACCUAUACUAGUUUGACAUUGUCCUAGGCAAUGGUGAUACAAGGUAAACAAAACAUAUUCCUUAUCCUCAGAGAACUUAAAAUUUAAUGAGGGAGAAUUUGAGAAUCUUUUCAUACAGAGUAUCUAAUUUUAUUUCAUUGGCUGACUGAAAAUAUUGCAUUUUAAGAUUAAGAGGUAUAAAAAUGAAUUAAUGUGAUUCUUCAUAAUUAUUACAACUGACUUAUUCUUUCUUCCUUUAAAAUGUCUCCAGUUUACUGCAGUACUUUGUUAAAAUAGACUGUGACUCACCAACUGUGUUUUUCCUGGGCAUAAACUGCUACAAAAAUGUUUUUUAGAAUUUUAAACAUAUCUCUGCCAUCUACUGUAUGCAAAUUGUGUUACUUCUCACAACUUAGAGACUGCUUAUAAUUGUAAACUCUAAAUAGAAGCUUUCAUUUUUAAUUAAUCACUGGGAAACAGUGGAUAGAGCAAUGGUGUAAAUCCUGAAAAAUAUUACAUAUAAAGAAAAACUGUAAUAUAUAAUGUGUAACAUCAUAAAUAUCCUUAGGUGUGAAAAUGAUAAAAACAGAAGACCAAAGGUAAGUGAGUAAUAAAGAUGUAUUAUGAUAACUACAGUAGUGGUAUGUUUCACAGAGAUUUGAAUAAAAUAUUUUUAAAACUUCAGUAAAAGUUCUAUAAUUCAGUUUCUCUUAGUCCAGAAAUCCCAGUGCUUUCGAAUUUGGCACACUGAAAGUCAUCCAGAAUAUUCCAGUGAUCCAGCAUUUUAGCUAGCUUGCCAGCCUCUCAUAAAUUGUUUUGAUGAAGAUACAAAGUAAGUCUCAUUAAUCUAGAGGUGCCUCAAAUAUAAAAAAGACAUGAACAUGAAAACACUGUAAUUCAACAAAAAAACCCUAAUAUGCUAUAACUAUUUUAGGAGGAUGGAGAAAGGGGUGUUUUAAGAGAAUUCAAAUCCUCAUCUACCAUAAGGUAACAAUAACAAUGAUAAAAGCUAUCACUAUAUUUUGAGCAAGAUAUUAUUACAUGUAUGGGAUUUUGCAUCAUAUAAUCCUCAUAAUAGCCUUAUGUAGUAGAUUCUAGUAUUUGUUUUAUAGACAAGGAAACUGAGGCCUAAAAAAGGUUGUUUAUGGUCACAGAGCUAGUAAAUGGUGGUACUGGGAUUCAGAACCAAACAGUCUGUUUAAAAUGGAUGAUUCAAGAGCUAAGAGUAUUACUGAUUUUAGAAAUAUAGAGAUAUCUGCCAUAAGAAUAGCUAAAAGGAUGGGAAAAAUCUCUCACUGGGGUGGGAGACCAGGAUUGGGGUGCUGGAGGUCAGGGACAAGGGACUACUGUUUUUUUCUUUUUGCUUGUUUUAAGUCUAUUAACACUUCAAACUUUAAACUCUGGACAAGAAUGACUAUGAUAAAAAUAAUUCUUGAAAUUAUGUUGAUUUGUUGAUUCUAAAUUAGUAUUCCACAAACUACAGUCAUUUACACCUAUGCAAAUAUGUAGAAGAGAGUACUAAAUGCUUCCUUUGUUUUCAUGAUCUCCAGAUCUAGUUUAUAGUCUAUAAACAUCCAUUCGUACUCUACAUUUUCAUGUAAAUAUUAUGUAGAAGCAAGUUGGGCUACAGUGGUCACAGCAUGCCAUGUGUGCAUACACUGAGGUUAUUGCAUUUGUAUUUAACAUAUUAUGCAAUUAAAAUUUAUUGCAUUAAAGCUCAAGCAAGUGUUUUUUUAUGUUUAGACAUCACUGUGUUAACAAAGUUUAGUUCAUUAAGCUCCACAUUUCAAUGUGACACCUCAUAAAAUGUUCAAAAGUUAGCCUAUUGUAUGUUUUGCAUUUAAAUAUUUAUAAUGUGGCCCUAUUCAGCCUGUGCCUUAUAAAUCACAAAAGAGCUGAGUUGUAUAUAUUUUUCAUUUAUAGGUCGUCUGCUAAAAAUUAUGAAUUGCCUUCUGAUUACUUAUUUUUUUCCCACCAUAUUGUGAUUUCCAUAAAUAUAUGUAGUUACUCUAGAGAAAACUUAAGGCAAAUACAUCCUGCAUGUAGC
This is a messenger RNA of Lagenorhynchus albirostris (white-beaked dolphin), 3839 nucleotides long. RefSeq names its product ADP ribosylation factor like GTPase 6 (gene ARL6). Bases 598 to 1158 code for a protein of 186 amino acids. Gene Ontology annotation, biological process: intracellular protein transport; protein localization to cilium; vesicle-mediated transport. Gene Ontology annotation, cellular component: cytoplasm; axoneme. The transcript has 9 exons. Gene Ontology annotation, molecular function: GTP binding; GTPase activity. The record is from RefSeq and is a predicted model, not a curated record. NCBI's taxonomy places the organism in Eukaryota, Metazoa, Chordata, Mammalia, Artiodactyla, Delphinidae.